GAUUCCAGCUUGGAUGGCGGCCUGGAUGAUUCUGUUAUAAUAGUAGCCGAAGAUACUAAUGGAACGACUAUUUUCGAUAUUGAUGAUGAAAUGGAUCUUGGAGACGGUUUUUCCAAGAUCAGCAAGUUUGACCGAUGA
This is a messenger RNA of Paraglomus brasilianum, 138 nucleotides long. The record is from the annotation of a GenBank genome assembly. Lineage: Eukaryota; Fungi; Glomeromycota; Glomeromycetes; Paraglomerales; Paraglomeraceae.